Cylindrotheca closterium is the source of this 903-nucleotide messenger RNA. The record is from the annotation of a GenBank genome assembly. Lineage: Eukaryota; Bacillariophyta; Bacillariophyceae; Bacillariales; Bacillariaceae.
AUGAUGAAGCGGUAUCAAAUGGUAGCAUUGGAUCUUGAUGGAACUUUGCUCGCUUCCAAUGGAAGCUUGGCUGACAUUCAGGCGGAUUAUCUUCGUGCUUUGUCCGAGAAAGGUUUUCUUGUAUGCAUUGCUACAGGGCGAUCUGCCACAGGGACUUAUGCUUAUGCCGCCAAGCUUCAGAUUCCUAGACUACCUAUCGUCUGUUCUAACGGUUCAAGUGGACUGCUCUGGUCUCCAGGAGGAAGCAACUCAAAUGAUGAUCCUGUCAUUGAGGAACAGUUCCAAUUUACGGUACCAAAGCCAAUCGUACAGCGGGCUCUCAAUCUUGCAAACAAGCAUGGCUUUUGUCUACAAUACUUCUACAAAAACUCUGUCUAUGCCAAUCAAAAAUCUGAAAUCCAUUAUCAGUGUACCAAAAAGUACACCGCCAUGACUGGAGUGAGAAUACAACAUAUCGAUGAUGACUACUAUCAGGAUAUACUCGAAAACAAUAAGCUCCCAUCGAAACUCUUGUUAUUAUUCGACCCGACAGACAAUCUAAAAGCUCGAACGCUGAUUCACGAAGAAUUUGAUCCGUCCGAAGCGCACAUCGUCAAGGGCAGAUCCACCUGGUUUGUCCAAAUCCUGGAAGCCACGAGCAACAAGGGAGUUGGAUUGAGGCACAUGUGCGACAAACUAAACAUCCCUUUGGACAACGUAAUUGCCAUUGGAGAUGCCUUCAAUGAUAUUGAAUUCUUGCAUAUGGCUGGAUUGGGAGUGGCCGUCAAGAAUGCGGACUCAGAAGUCAAGGAGAUUGCAGACAUCACUCUGGACUUUACCAAUAAUGAACAUGGGCCCAUGAGGAUAUUGCAGGAGCUUGAAGAGAGAGGAGCCCUUGCGUUCCAAGAAAAAGAAAAGUGGUAG